UCUAACUUUCCUAUUAUUCUCUCUUCAUUCCUUCAUACUAUUCUUCUCUGCGAUUCCAUUUCGUCAGAGGACCCACCUCGGCUUGAAGCCAUACACUUGUGCGGUCUGCUCAAAAGAGUUCUCCGCCUCCAGCAACCUACUGACGCAUAUGCGCGUCCAUACCGGCAUCCGGCCAUAUACAUGUGACCUUUGUGGUCGACAGUUUGCCACAUCCAGCAACCUCCAAGUCCAUAGGAACGUACGUUUGUAA
This is a messenger RNA of Protopolystoma xenopodis, 250 nucleotides long. The record is from the annotation of a GenBank genome assembly. Lineage: Eukaryota; Metazoa; Platyhelminthes; Monogenea; Polystomatidea; Polystomatidae.